Plasmopara halstedii is the source of this 909-nucleotide messenger RNA. Its product is annotated as deoxyhypusine hydroxylase-like isoform x1. Gene Ontology annotation, biological process: peptidyl-hypusine biosynthetic process. The transcript has a single exon. Bases 1 to 909 code for a protein of 302 amino acids. Lineage: Eukaryota; Oomycota; Peronosporomycetes; Peronosporales; Peronosporaceae. The record is from RefSeq and is a predicted model, not a curated record. Gene Ontology annotation, molecular function: deoxyhypusine monooxygenase activity.
AUGUCGUCAUCUCCUGCUACGCCUUCGUUUGACCAACUUUGCACUGCAUUACUCAAUCCUACUGAACCAAUUGGUAAACGUACACGUGCAAUUUUUUAUCUUCGUACCCGUGGAAAUUUGGAAGAUUUGGAAGUUUUACUUGAAGCCUUAAAGAAUCGUCAAGACUCGGAGCUUAUGCGUCAUGAAUUGGCGUAUGUUAUUGGUCAAUUUCAAAAGAAAGAAGCUUGUGAAAUAUUACAUGAAAUAUUGGCAGAUGAAACUGACGAUGUGAUGGUACGUCAUGAAGUAGCAGAAGCUUUGGGUGCCAUUGGAUCGGUACAUUCGGUUUCAAUUUUAGAAAAAUAUUGUCACGAUCCCGCACCUGAAAUUUCGGAAACGUGUAAAUUGGCACUUAAAUUGGUACAUUACAAAAGUGCCAAAGCGAAUGGUACACUUCAUGAAGCUCAAGUGGAUCAAAAUCCGUACUUAUCAGAAGAUCCGGCACCAGCUGCCGAAAUGACCAUGUCAACAGUGGAACUACGUACCAUUUUGUUGGAUCCACGUGCGGACAUGUUUUUACGGUACCGUGCAUUAUUUUCACUACGAAAUCGCAAUACAAACGAAGCAGCUUUAGCUCUUGCUGAAGCAUUUGAUGAUUCAAAUACACUUUUGAAACAUGAAGUUGCUUAUGUAAUGGGACAAAUGGCAAAUCCAGUGCUUGUACCAGCCUUAACCAAAGUUUUACUUGAUCAAACACAACAUCGAAUGGUACGACAUGAAGCAGCUGAAGCUUUAGGUGCAAUUGGUACAAUUGAAUGUGAGAAGAUUUUAACGCAUCAUCUUAAUGAUAACGUUCAAGUUGUACGUGAAAGUUGUCAAGUAGCUUUAGAUAUUAUGGACUAUUGGGCUUCUAAUGAAAUCAAAUCUUAA